Pseudopipra pipra is the source of this 3337-nucleotide messenger RNA. It is a transcript of the gene SLC9D1, whose product is annotated as transmembrane and coiled-coil domains 3. Gene Ontology annotation, molecular function: potassium:proton antiporter activity. The coding region runs from base 225 to 2141 and encodes 638 amino acids. Gene Ontology annotation, cellular component: membrane. Gene Ontology annotation, biological process: potassium ion transmembrane transport; proton transmembrane transport. The record is from RefSeq and is a predicted model, not a curated record. NCBI's taxonomy places the organism in Eukaryota, Metazoa, Chordata, Aves, Passeriformes, Pipridae. The transcript is spliced from 13 exons.
GGCCACGGGCGGCCGCAAGGACGGGGCUCCUCAGCGCCCUUCGCCAGCGGCCGCCGCCCCCUCACCCCCCCGUGCUCACCGCGCUGCGAUCCCACCCUUCCCCCGCGGCCGCCCUCUCCGUCCCUCAGCCUGGUGUGCGUACUGGAGAUGCGAAAAUCAUGUAGCAGAAUCCUUUGAGCAGUUGUGAAUUAUCAGUUUCUCCCAAGAGCAAUAUAAAGUGAAGAAUGAAGGCGACUGGAUUUAUUUCCCUGUGGACAUUGGUUUCAUUGCCUUGUGGCCAGUUAGCAAAUCCUGCAGAACAUGAAGAUGUAGUAAAGCAUGCAAUAAAGCUGCACCGUGGAAAAGGAGCUGUUAUCACUCAGAGGAAGCAGUGGGUGUUGGAAAGUUGCAGAAAACUGUCUGGUCUUCUUCGCCAAAAGAACGUUGUUCUCAACAAACUAAAAAAUGCCAUAAGAGCAGUUGAGAAGGAUGUAGGACUGUCUGAUGAAGAGAAACUUUUUCAGGUGCAUACCUUUGAAAUUUUCCAAAAGGAGCUAAAUGAAAGUGAAAACUCCGUCUUUCAGGCAAUCCAUGGCCUCCAGAGAGCUCUACAGGGGGAUUACAAAGAUGUUGUAAAUAUGAAAGAAAGCAGUAGACAGAGGCUGGAAGCCUUGAGAGAAGCUGCAAUUAAGGAAGAAAUGGAAUAUGUCGAACUCUUAGCAGCAGAAAAACACCAAGUUGAAGCCCUUAAGAACAUGCAGCAUCAAAACAAAAGCCUGUCAAUGCUUGAUGAAAUUCUGGAAGAUGUCAGGAAGGCAGCUGAUAGAUUGGAAGAGGAAAUAGAAGAGCAUGCCUUUGAUGACAACAAAUCUGUAAGAGGUGUAAACUUUGAAGCAGUUUUAAGGGUGGAAGAAGAUGAAACAAACUCCAAAAGAAAUGCUUCAAAAAGAGAAGUAGAGGAUGACUUAGGUCUCAGUAUGCUUAUUGAUUCCCAGAACAAUCAGUAUAUCCUUACCAAACCGAGGGAUUCAACCAUUCCUCGUGCUGAUCAUCAUUUCAUAAAGGAUAUUGUGACAAUAGGAAUGUUGUCUUUGCCAUGUGGCUGGCUGUGCACAACAAUAGGAUUGCCAACCAUGUUUGGAUAUAUCAUCUGUGGAGUACUCUUAGGACCCUCAGGACUAAACAGUAUCAAAUCUAUUGUACAGGUGGAGACAUUAGGAGAGUUUGGUGUGUUCUUCACUCUCUUUCUAGUUGGUCUGGAAUUUUCUCCUGAAAGACUAAGAAAGGUAUGGAAAAUAUCUUUGCAAGGACCUUGCUACAUGACAGUUCUGAUGAUUGCCUUUGGUUUACUGUGGGGGCACUUGCUCCAAAUUAGACCAACACAGAGCGUCUUCAUUUCCACUUGUUUAUCUUUAUCAAGCACACCACUGGUGUCAAGAUUCCUUGCAGGUAGUGUUCGAGGAGAUAAAGAAGGGGAUAUUGACUACAGCAGCGUUCUACUUGGCAUGUUGGUGAUGCAGGAUGUGCAGCUUGGUUUAUUUAUAGCUGUCAUGCCAACACUUAUUCAAGCAGGAGUGAGCACACAUUCCAGCAUUUUCAAGGAAAUACUGAGAAUACUGAUACUGAUUGGCCAAAUCCUCUUUUCUUUGGCCGCUGUUUUUCUUCUAUGUCUUGUUAUAAAGACUUAUCUCAUAGGACCGUAUUAUCGCAAGUUGCACGCAGAAAGCAAAGGGAAUAAAGAAAUCCUCAUUCUAGGAAUAACUGCAUUCACCUUCCUUAUGUUAACGAUCACAGAGCUGCUGGAUGUUUCAAUGGAGCUGGGAUGCUUCUUAGCCGGAGCUCUGAUCUCUUCUCAGGGUCACAUGGUUACUGAGGAGAUUAUGUGCUGUAUUGAACCAAUACGUGACUUUCUUGCCAUCAUUUUCUUUGCAUCUAUAGGACUUCAUGUUUUCCCCACAUUUGUAAUAUAUGAACUGACAGUUUUGCUAUUCCUUACAUUGUCUGUGGUCAUAAUGAAGAACCCCAAAAAACCUGUUUUUAAAGUUUGUCUUGGCAGUGCUUGUCCUUUCUCUGAUUCUUCCAAAGACCAGCCAGUAUAUCAAGUGGAUUGUCUCAGCAGGACUGGCACAAGUCAGCGAAUUCUCUUUUGUUCUGGGAAGUAGAGCACGCAGAGCAGGGAUCAUAUCUCGGGAGGUCUAUCUGCUUAUUCUGAGUGUAACUACUCUAAGCCUUCUACUUGCCCCUGCCCUGUGGAGAGCUGCGAUUAUGAAAUGUGUUCCGAGACCUGAAAGACGCUCAAGUACUUGAUUAGGAUUUGCACAUAUAGAAGAAUAUGUCUUCUUGCAAGGAAUAUCUUCAUUGCUCGUUGUAUUUCUAUGCAGUCGGGAAACAAGACAUUUUGAGCAGUCAGUCCUCUUAGCAAGCACUUGGUCAUGAGCCUUAUACUGAUCUAAAACAAAACAAAAUUCAACACUAAAAAAUAUUCGUCAUUUGAAUUGCACACCUUUUACAAAAUUUAUUUCUCUCUGACAGAUUGAAGUCUGCCAGAAUAUUUGUUUCCGAUCCAAUCUAUUAUUCAGAUCAUAAAUUAUUUUUUUAAAAUAUAACAUCAUGCAAACUGUGCUGAUUAUUUUUUGCCUGAAUGUGCCUUUUAAUUUUCAUCCUAUUAAUGCUGGUUCAUCACCAGAUUUUGUUUAAAAAGAAAAAAAAAUAUAUAUAUUAUGGUGCCUAUGGUAUCAUCUUUUAUUAAAUGACUUGAGUCAUUUUCACGUUUAGGAGUUUAAUAUAGCAGCAUAAAAUUAAUUACAAAACAAAUUUCUAAUGGUGAGUAAAAGAGUAGUCAUCUACAUAAAGAAAAGUUUUAACUGUUUAACGUCAAUUCCAAGCAGCCAAUUACAUAUUCCAAAUGAUGCAGCCAGUACUGUGUGAUACUUUAUUCCAAAAUGCAGCACAUAACGUAUUUUCUUACAGUGGUAAAUUUUGUGUUAGGUCUUGUAUUUAUUUACAUAAUUGAACUAAAAGUUGACAGUAAGAAAGGGCAUAACUUACAUUUGCAAACUGACAGCUGUCACCCAUUCUUGUUGCUAACUGCUGUUAAGUAAUGGUUUACAGGUUUUUUCCUUUGUUUUUCAAAAAUAAAUGUGGUAAAAACUGGGAAGUCUAAUUUUAAGCAGAUGUGAAAAAUCUCACUUCUGUAACUUUGGAGGUUGGAUGUUAUUUGACACUAUACUAGGUUUGAAAUUAUUUUAAGUAAAUUAAUUUGCAGAAAACUAGAAAUGGAAGGCUGAAUGCGUAUUUGCAACUCCACAACUUUAUAAGUUGCAUUUACAUUGAAUAAAUUCUUAGUCUUUUUAAAAUA